Molecule: messenger RNA, 2265 nt
Organism: Closterium sp. NIES-67
Lineage: Eukaryota; Viridiplantae; Streptophyta; Zygnematophyceae; Desmidiales; Closteriaceae
Source: the annotation of a GenBank genome assembly
AAUCAGCGAUCAGCUGUAGACUACACUAGUAGCCGCCAGUCUACCGUUUCUAUCUUUUUUCAAUCGCCAGAUCCUUUCGUGUGAUUUUCCACGACCCUCUGUCACCUCGGAAUCUCCUUGUGACUUACCGCACUCUCGGCCAUUCGCGGUGGUUUCUUCCAAUGGCGUCCGUCCUGGCACCGCAUUGCGUCUCGACUGAUAUUCGAUCAGCAUCAUUGCUGCAAUCCUGGCGCCGAUCCACGUCAGCCGAGUCUCAAGCGUCAGGCUUGUCGUCGCGAUCCUGGUUGGCAUCUCGCCAGCUGCAUUUGCGAACGUCGCCAAUCUCAUCGCCAGGAUGCUCGAAAUUUCGCGGACAGGCACGCGCAACCCUUGAUUCCGUAUCCCCCUCCUCCCUCCCACCAGCGAGUACAGCAGCAGCCGCCACGCGAAGGGACCUCCUCACGUCUACCGCCGCUCUCUCCGCCGCGUUGCUCGCGCAGCCGCUGCUUCCGGGCUUAGCCGUUGCUGACGAGGCGGCGAGCGUGGCUGAAGCGAGCGUGAUUGUAGGAGAACCCGCACCAGCGGCAGUAGCAGCAGCAGCGGCACCCGAAGCAUCCCCAGCACCAGCGCCGGCAGCAACACCAACGUCAACCCUAGAAGCGGGCUCCUUGCCCUCUACCACCCCAAACAGCAGCACCAGCAGCAGCAGCAGCAGUCCCACCACUCCCACCCAGUCUUCCAACCAACCUCCCACCCUGCCUUCCUCCGAACCUCCCUCCCCACCCACCACGCCCACACGGCCCUCCUCAUCCUCCCCGCCUCGCCCUGCCAGCGAAGUCCUUGACGUCGCCAGCUGGCAGCGAGUGCGCGGCGACGAUUUCGCCGUGCGGUUACCACCCGGUUUCGUCGACGUUACGCCGCAGCCCGACGAAGAGGAGCUCAACGCCCCCAUGUCAACUCUGGGCCUCGAAAACCGGGCGAAAAAAAACCCGCUGCUUGCCCGGUUUGUCUCCCCGGACGAAUCGGAAGUAAUCACGGUAAUUUACCGCCGGGCAGCUGACGUAAAACUUUCGUUCUUCGAGCCCAAAGAUGUUUCUGAUUUCGGCCCGAUUGAGGAAGUGGCCAAUCUCUUCGUGCCACCUGGCUCGAGGGUAUUGGCCAAACGGGCUUUCACGGCUACACCCAGGCGUGCGACACGGACGUAUUAUUUGUACGAGUUUGUAACGGGAAAGGGUCCCAAGGCGUUGCAUGGGGCGAUGAGUGUGAGUGUAGCGAGGGGUCAGGUUUACCUGAUGGCUGCCACUGCUCCUGAGGACAAGUGGCGGCCUGCUGCUGCCAGGCUCAGGGCUGCUGCUGGGGCGUUCCUUCUGGUGAUUUAAGGAGGUGUGAUUGUAGCAGGAGCAGGGGAGGGGAGGAGGGGUUGGGAGUGUGUCGAGGGGACAGGUGUAUCUGAUGGCUGCUACUGGGCCUGAGGACAAGUGGAGGCCUGCUGCUGCCAGGCUCAGGGCUGCUGCUGGGGCGUUCCUGCUGGUGAUUUAGAAGGAGACGUGAAUGUACCAAGUGCAGUAGUGUCAAGAGCAGGGGUAGUAGAGAGCAGGGGGUGUGAGUGUAGCGAGGGGUCAGGUGUCUCUGAUGGCGGCUACUGCUCCCGAGGACAGGUGGAGGGCGGCUGCUGCAAGGCUCAGGGCUGCUGCUGCUGGGGCGUUCCUGCUGGUGAUUUAAUACAACGUACUUGUUGCAGGAGCAAGAGGGUGGGUGUGGGUGUAGCGAGUGGUGCAUGUGCAGGUGGAAGGCUGCUGAUGCAAGGCACAGGGAUGCUGAUGCGAGGCUCAGGGCUGCUGCUGGGGCGUUCCUGCUGGUGAUUUAAUAAAGUGCUUGUAGCAGGAGCAAGAGGGUGGGUGUGGGUGUAGCGAGUGGUACAGGUGGAGGUGGAAGGCUGCUGCUCCUGGGCGUUCCUGCUGGUGAUUUGAAGGAGAUGUGAUUGUAUCAGGAGCAGGGGAGGGCAGGAAGGGGUGUGAUUUUAGUGAAGGUAGAUGCAUGGCUGGCUGUCUCUGACAGCAAGUAAAGGUGGUGGGGUGAUUCAAACGAAACACAGUUACGGAGGGGGGCCGUCCUGAGGAGAUGCAAGACUCCCAUCCUCAGAAGAUGCAAGAGGCUCCAGGCUAGGAAUAGAAGUGGGAAUUUUUAGGGUAGUGGGCUUUUACGAGUAUUCAUAGUGGUUUUUAGGAGGAAUACCUUGUGAUACUACUACACCAGGGUUUUGUCAAACAUAACUUAUGCAGUUAC